Micropterus salmoides (largemouth bass) is the source of this 965-nucleotide messenger RNA. RefSeq names its product myosin heavy chain, fast skeletal muscle-like. The record is from RefSeq and is a predicted model, not a curated record. Lineage: Eukaryota; Metazoa; Chordata; Actinopteri; Centrarchiformes; Centrarchidae. Gene Ontology annotation, cellular component: myosin complex. The coding region runs from base 121 to 807 and encodes 228 amino acids. Gene Ontology annotation, molecular function: ATP binding; cytoskeletal motor activity. The transcript is spliced from 4 exons.
ACCAACCCCUAUGACUACCAUAUGAUCAGUCAGGGUGAAAUCACUGUCAAAAGCAUUAAUGAUGUGGAGGAGUUCAUUGCCACAGAUGUAGGUUAAUAGUAUUUUGUAAAAUAACAGCAGAUGAAUAUCAGAAUAACUCAUUUUCUAAAAGGAUUUGCUGUUCAUGAAUUACAGACUGCAAUUGACAUUCUGGGCUUCAGUGUUGAUGAAAAGAUUGCCAUUUACAAGCUGACUGGAGCUGUGAUGCAUCAUGGCAACAUGAAAUUCAAGCAGAAGCAGCGUGAGGAGCAGGCUGAACCUGAUGGCACUGAGGUGGCUGAUAAAAUCGCUUACCUCCUGGGCCUAAACUCAGCUGAUAUGCUGAAAGCUCUGUGCUACCCAAGAGUCAAGGUUGGAAAUGAGAUGGUGACCAAAGGUCAAACUGUGCCACAGGUCAACAAUGCUGUCAGUGCUCUGUGUAAGUCGGUAUACGAGAAAAUGUUCUUGUGGAUGGUCGUCCGUAUUAAUGAGAUGCUGGACACAAAGCAGCCAAGACAGUUCUUCAUUGGGGUGUUGGAUAUCGCUGGAUUUGAGAUCUUUGAUUUCAACAGCUUGGAGCAACUCUGUAUCAACUUCACCAAUGAGAAACUGCAACAGUUCUUCAACCACCACAUGUUUGUUCUGGAGCAAGAGGAGUACAAGAAAGAAGGCAUUGAUUGGGAGUUCAUUGACUUUGGUAUGGACUUGGCUGCCUGCAUUGAGCUUAUCGAGAAGGUAAGACAAAUCUGUCAGGUAGAACAGAAUUCCUGUUUUCUGACAAUCUGUUAAAUUAUUGAUUCUAAAUAUGACAAUAUUUCCUUUCAGCCAAUGGGCAUCUUCUCCAUCCUCGAAGAGGAGUGCAUGUUCCCCAAGGCCUCUGACACAACUUUCAAGAACAAGCUGCAUGAUCAGCAUCUUGGCAAGACCAAGGCCUUUGAGAAGCCAAA